Molecule: messenger RNA, 3666 nt
Organism: Jaculus jaculus (lesser Egyptian jerboa)
Lineage: Eukaryota; Metazoa; Chordata; Mammalia; Rodentia; Dipodidae
Product: chromosome-associated kinesin KIF4A-like
Exons: 1
Coding region: 1-3666 (1221 amino acids)
Biological process (GO): mitotic spindle organization; microtubule-based movement
Molecular function (GO): microtubule binding; microtubule motor activity; ATP binding
Source: RefSeq, a predicted model, not a curated record
AUGAAGGACGAGGCGAGGGGUAUUCCUGUAAGAGUGGCACUGCGUUGUCGCCCCCUGGUCCCUAGAGAGAUAGGCGAAGGUUGCCAGAUGUGCCUGUCCUUUGUGCCCGGGAAGCCGCAGGUGGUGGUUGGCACUGAUAAAUCCUUCACCUACGAUUUCGUCUUUGACCCCUCCACUGAGCAGGAAGAGAUCUUUAACACAGCGGUAGCGCCGCUCAUAAAAAGCCUAUUUAAAGGUUACAAUGCUACCAUCCUGGCCUAUGGGCAGACUGGCUCCGGUAAGACCUAUUCCAUGGGAGGGGCGUACACCGCAGAGCAAGAGGAUGAACCCACUGUUGGCAUCAUUCCGAGGGUAAUACGACUCCUCUUCAAAGAGAUCGAUAAGAAGAACGACUCUGAAUUCACCUUGAAAGUGUCUUACUUGGAGAUUUACAAGGAAGAAAUUUUGGAUCUUCUGUGCUCACCGCGUGAGAAAGCCUCUCACAUAAACAUCCGGGAGGAUCCCAAGGCAGGCGUCAAGAUUGUGGGACUCACGGAGAGGACGGUUUUCCUGGCCUCGGACACGGUUUCCUGCUUGGAGCAGGGAAACAGCUCUAGGACCGUGGCCUCCACAGCUAUGAACUCCCAGUCGUCCCGCUCUCAUGCCAUCUUCACCAUCUUCAUAGAGCAAAGGAAGAAAACAGACAAGAGCAGCAGCUUUCACUCGAAGCUGUGCCUCGUAGACCUUGCUGGGUCAGAAAGACAGAAGAAAAGCAAGGCUGAAGGGGACCGUCUCAAAGAGGGUAUUAACAUUAACCGAGGUCUCCUCUGCUUGGGAAAUGUCAUCAGCGCUCUCGGGGACGACAGGAAGAACAGCUUUGUGCCCUACAGAGAUUCCAAGUUGACUCGACUGCUCCAAGAUUCUCUAGGGGGCAACAGCCACACACUCAUGAUAGCCUGCGUGAGUCCUGCUGACUCCAGCCUUGAGGAGACAUUAAACACCCUCCGCUAUGCUGACAGAGCAAGGAAAAUCAAGAACAAGCCGGUUAUCAAUAUCGAUCCCCAGACAGCUGAACUCAAUCAUCUUAAGCAACAGGUACAACAGCUCCAGGUCUUGUUGCUCCAGGCCCACGGAGGGGUUCUGCCCGGAUCUACACACGUAGACCCGGCAGAGAGCCUACAGUCCCUGAUGGAGAAGAGUCGGUGCCUGGUAGAGGAGAAUGAAAAGUUGAGUCGUGGUCUGAGUGAGGCAGCCGGUCAGACAGCCCAGAUGUUGGAGAGAAUCAUUUUGAUGGAGCAAGUGAAUGAAAAAAUGAACUCCAAACUAGAAGAGCUCAGGCAGCAUGCAGCCUGCAAACUGGAUCUUCAAAAGCUUCUGGAGACAUUGGAAGAUCAGGAAUUAAAGGAAAAGAUACAGACAUUCCAUAGCCUGCAACAGAUGAUCGCUCAGCUAUCUGAUGAAAACAUUCCUUGUCUGGCUGUAGCCACUGAUUCUAUGGUGGAGCCAGAAGCUCAAGUGGAAACUGAGGCAGAGACCAGCAGGUCUUCCGACACUUUCAGCAUGCGACAUGCCCUGCGUCAGGCUCAGCUGUCCAAAGAGCUCACUGAGUUGAAUAAAGCCCUCACACUGAAAGAGACCCUUGCUAGGAAGAUAACUCGAAAUGACAGACAACUACAGCCCAUCCAGCUCCAUUAUGAGGAUAACAUUAAACAUCUAGAGUCAGAAGUCAACAGUCUGCAGCAAGAAAGGGAAGGAUUGCUUUUUGGCCUUCAGACAGCAAAGGAGGAUGUCGACCAGGCCAAACUGAGUGAGCUCCGCCGCAAACGUCUCCGGGAGCUGGAGGGCCAGAUGGCAGAUCUGAAGAAGAAACUCGAUGAGCAGUCCAGGCUUCUGAGACUGAAGGAGUCCACGGAACACACGGUCUCCAAGCUGAACCUGGAGAUCCGGGCGAUGAAAACCCAGCGAGUACAGUUAAUGCGUCAGAUGAAGGAGGAUGCCGAGAGGUUUAGACAGUGGAGGCAGCGAAAAGACAAAGAAGUGAUUCAGCUCAGAGAACAAGACCGUAAGAGGCAAUAUGAGCUGCUCAAACUCGAAAGGAACUUCCAAAAACAGUCCAGUGUGCUGAGACGAAAGACGGAGGAGGCUGCUGCUGCCAACAAGCGCCUGAAGGAUGCUCUCCAAAAGCAACGGGAGGCUGCAGAAAAAAGGAAAGAGGUUCAGAGCAAGGGAACAGAUGGCUCAGCAGCUCGAGUAAAGAACUGGCUUGGGAAUGAAAUCGAGGUGCUGGUCAGUACUGAGGAAGCCAAGCGCCAUCUGAAUGACCUCCUUGAAGAUAGAAAGAUCCUCGCCCUGGAUGUGGCUCAACUCAAAGAAAGAAAGGAAUCUGGGGAGAACCCACCUCCCAAACUCCGGAGGCGCACUUUCUCCCAAGCUGAAGGGUGUGGGCACAGUUCGGAAUCUGAGGGCUCUAUUACGAAGCAGAUUCAAAGCCUAGAGACAGAAAUGGAACUCAGGAGUGCUCAGAUCGCUGAUCUACAGCAAAAGAUUGUGGAUGCGGAAAGCGAAGAUGGGUCAAAACGACGCUGGGAGAAUAAUGCUUCGCUCCCAGAAGCCAAAUGUGCCCUGAAAUAUUUAAUUGGAGAGGUGGUCUCCUCCAAAAUCCAAGUCAGUAAGCUUGAAAGCAACCUGAAACAGAGCCAGGCCUGCUAUGCUAACAUGCAGAAGAUGCUGUUUGAGGAGCGAAGUCAUCUUGCUGAGGUGGAGACAGAGUUCCAAGCGGAGCUGGUCAGGGUGGAGCAGAAGCACCAAGAGAAGGUGCUGUGCCUUCUCAGCCAGCUGCAGCUGAGCCAAAUGGUGGAGCGGUGGGUGGAGAAGCCAGAGAGCGGGACAGAGCCCCGGCCGCCGAGCCCACUGCACUGUCCGGAUGAGCAGCUUAAAAGAAUGCAAGGCCUAUGUGAGCAAAACCAGCAGCUGCUCCAAGAGAACAAAACCAUCAAACAGAAACUGACUCUCCUCCAAGUAGCCACCAGGGAAAAAUUUCAUCCUCCCAAAAAUGUCUUUCCCCCUCUGGACUCUCCCUUUGAAUACGUCCCACCUAAGCCCAGACCUCCCCGAGUUAAAGAAAAGAUUCUGGAGCAAAGCAUAAACAUAGACGAUCUCAAGUAUCCUUCAGAGAAUUCUAUGGAUGAAGGUGGGGAUGACGGGGAUGAUGAAGAAUGGAGACCCACAAAGUUAGUUAAGGUGUCCAGGAAGACCACCCAGGGGUGUUCCUGCAAGGGCUGGUGUGGGAACAAGCAGUGUGGCUGCAGGAAGCAAAGGUCAGACUGCAGCAGGACCUGUAGCUGUGACCCCACAAAGUGUCGGAACCGCCAGCAAGACCAGGACAGCUUGGCUACUCUGGAGUGGACCCAGGAUUCUGAAGGCUCCUUCAGGCUGGAGGAUCCCACAGAGGUGACCCCAGGAUUGAGCUUCUUCAAGCCAGUCUGCGCCACUCCCAGUAGCAAGAUCCUGAAGGGGAUGUGUGAGAUGGAUCAGGCACCAUUAAGGAAGACUGACCUCCCAGAAAUGAAAGACAGAACAACAGGAUCCCAAGACCAUGAGGCCCCAGGGAAGAAAAAGAAGCGAGUUCUAGCCAGCAACACCAGCUUGUAUUCUGGCUGCUCUCCAAUUGAGGAAGAGACUCACUGA